Eimeria necatrix is the source of this 807-nucleotide messenger RNA. RefSeq lists its product as hypothetical. The transcript is spliced from 3 exons. The coding region runs from base 1 to 807 and encodes 268 amino acids. Lineage: Eukaryota; Apicomplexa; Conoidasida; Eucoccidiorida; Eimeriidae. The record is from RefSeq and is a predicted model, not a curated record.
AUGGCAGUAUCCUUGUCUCUUCUUUGGGUCUCUUUGCUUUCUUUUUUCAUUCUAAACAAAAAACUGAGUCCGAAACAAAUCAUAGGAUUAGUGCUGGUCACUGUGGCCUUUCUUCUUCGCAUUAGACAGCUCCAGGGGGCCCCUAACCCCCAAGGGGUCCCUGUGGGGCCGCAGGGGGCCCUAGAACCUGGGGGGCCCCCCAAAGGGCCCCCGGGGGCCUUUGAAUUGGAAGCGCCCCCUAAGAGGCCCCCAGGGCCGCUGGACACCCAGGGGGCCCCCAAGGGGCCCCCUGGGGCCCCGGAAAAACUAGGGGCCUCCAGCGCGCCCGAGGCAAAGUCCUCACAGAACGGCCUGGGGGCUUCAGGGCCCCAGGGGGCCCCUGCGCCGCAAGAAGCCUUAGGGGCCCCGAGGGCCCCAGGGCCACAAGGGACCCAAGGGAUACAAAGAAACCCAGGUACCCCAGGGGCCCCUGGGGGCCCCGGGCUGUUGGGGGCCCUUGGGGCCCAAGGGGCCCAGGAGCUCUUUGGUGUUUGUCUUGUUACGGUGGCGCAGAUCCUUGGUGAUAAACACUGCUGCUUUGCUGCUGUGGACUUUUGUGUGGACUGUGCCGCGCUGGAGUCGACUGGUAGACGAUCCCAGGAAGCGAAGAGGCGGCUCCUUAGGGCUAAUAAACGACUACAGCAGCAGAAACAACAGCAGCAGCAAGAGCAGCAGCAGCAGCACGAGCAGCAGCCACCGCAUCAGCCGCUGCUACCGUCUUCAAAUAACAAUGAGCUUUCUACCAAUUUCAAAGAGCAGCAAAAUUAG